GACACACCCUGCCUGAUAUAUCUUUUGAUGCUUGUCCAGAGCUUUCUGGGCUGAUAGAAUUUAGUCUCUUCUCUCGCUUGCAUUGUUGUUGCCUCCUAUUUGUUUGGCUAACCAAUCAUUUACCACAAUUCAAGUUGCGUCUUCUACAUACAUACCAAGAAUCCGGCUAAGAAUAACUCCUGUCACCCUGGCUUCCCCAACUUCCAACACCACGCCCAAUACCUACCUUAUGCCCACCAGCCCUUCCAAGAUCAGCCGUGGGAGCGAUGGCUACCGUCCAACAGUGAAGAAGUCCGCCGGGCAAGUCCCCGCUUGCCUUGUAAAUGCAUCUGUGACAUACUGCGGAAAUAACCAGAUAUAUGCGUUUGGUGGAUUUGAUCAAUAUACAGAUGAGGUUUACAACCACGUUCGCCGACUAGACUUGAACACAUUGACGUGGACACUGGUAAAUAACUAUGGAGACAUACCGGGUGUUCGAAUGGGCCAUACUGCGUCCCUCUACCAAGAUGACAAGCUAAUUGUAUUUGGAGGCGAGAAUGAACGCCGUGAAUACCUUUCAGACAUCAUCAUAUUGGACCUUAACACCUAUACUUGGACAUCUCCCGAAGUUCGUGGACCCAUUCCGAGAGGGAGGGCUCGCCAUGCCUCCGUGAUCUACGAGGAUAAACUGUUUGUGGUAGGUGGUGUUACUGGCGAAACCAAUUAUAUCCUCGACGAAAUGUGCUAUCUCGACCUCAAAACCUGGACCUGGUCCCGUACUUGGAGCUUCAUUGCCCGCUUCGAUCACACUGCUUGGGUUUGGGGAGGCAGACUUUGGGUUUUUGGAGGCCUUGGGAUUGACAUGGAACGCGGAACGGAUCUGUGGUGGCUGGACUUGAAAGGAAACCCGUCCUUCAUGGGUACUUCGGCAUCGUCUCAAGGUACCGUCGGAUCCCCAGGAAUGGCAAACAGGAUGACUUACAGCCCAGACAUGCAUUUUAGUACCCCAUCACAGAUUUCCGGACGGCCUAAUGGCUAUGCACCCAACUCGGGCAGUGUCCAAGUUCGAUCUCUGGGUAGACGGAGACCCAAUGCUCCUGGAGCCGUAUCUUCUAUUAAGUUUCACUCCGGCCCAUAUACCCCCGUGCUGCUCUCCGGAACGCAUUUCCAUGUCUAUUCUUCUGGCGUUCUCCUUGAUCUGGUCACCCCUUCUGAAACCGUUCGCCCAUGGGAAUGCAAUCUCUCCUCUUUGGAGUUAGAUUCGUUACGCUGGCAAAGGCUUGCGGAUGGCCCCGAGAUAUUCAAAGCCGGAUAUCGCUGGCACUACUGCACUGUCAACGAAGACGGUACCAAGGCAUGGCUUCUUGGCUGCAACUUAAAUGUUGCUAACGCACCAGGUCUGGGCGACGAGAACCAUUUAAGUGAAGUUCUUCCUAUAGACCUCGAGCGAUACGGCGUCUUGGGCAAUGAAUCACUCAACCAAAGAUCACUCAACGUGGACAGUGAGCAUAACUCUCAGCUAUCUAGCUUAGGAGCGGAAUUGGCUGCAGUUUUUGACCAACCUCCGGAGUCAGGAAGCGGGACAGAUUUUAUAAUCACCGCUGACUGUGAUGAUCCUGGGUACUCCAGUGAUGAGGAAUCUUCAGGAAUGGCCGACUCCUCGCAGCCAACCUCUACCUUUUUGCCGCCCGAUGCUGCCACAUCUGCUCCAAUCCACGUUCACCGCAUCAUUCUCCAAGCACGGUGGCCUCAUUUUAAGCGCCUAUACGCGGCUCAAAUGGCAGAAUAUCAUACAAAAAGAAUGCAUAUUCCUGAGCCAUACAAGGUUGUUCGUGCAUUCCUGCAUUACUUAUACACGGAUAGUAUUUCCUGCCACCCCGAAUUGUGCCCCGGUGUCACUGAAGUGGCUGGAAUGUUAGUAAUGGCAAACCUGUACGAUAUGCCACGACUGCGCCAGCUAUGUGUUCAUCGUCUUAGCCGCGAGUUAGCAGUUGAAAACGCUGCUAUCGUAUGGGAGCGUGCUGGGCGAACAAACGAGGAAUGGCUCAAGCGUCGUGCAGCGGUGUUCUGUAUGGCUAACUGGGGACGUAUUGUAAGAACAGAAGGCUUCAGAAGCCUCAACAGACAGAGCCUUAUGGAACUAUGCGAGGUGGUGGAUACAGAAGGUCGAGUCGUCGGUGGCCACGAACUCGAGUUUACCGGAAGCUGGGGAAGCGAUCGGUACGACCCGAAUGGGGACAUGAAGCGAACUCGCUUGCCUCUUCUCGGUGACGGCGAAGAUAUCGAUGGAGAGGAAGAUGAUGGAAUGGAGCUUACAUGAAAUUCUAUCGCGGGCGGACUUGGAGGACUUCCGAAGGUGUUUGAUGGGAUGUCUUAGUAAUGACGAGAUGAUCACACGGCGAAGGGACGAAUUUUCGGAGUUAGGCGAGGCAUGGGGCGCUAAAUGAUAGUUUCUACAGCGAGCAUAUCUUCGAGAGCUUUUUGACAAAU
Messenger RNA from Coccidioides posadasii C735 delta SOWgp, 2469 nucleotides. The record is from RefSeq and is a predicted model, not a curated record. NCBI's taxonomy places the organism in Eukaryota, Fungi, Ascomycota, Eurotiomycetes, Onygenales, Onygenaceae.